This is a messenger RNA of Durotheca rogersii, 201 nucleotides long. RefSeq lists its product as uncharacterized. The transcript is spliced from 2 exons. The coding region runs from base 1 to 201 and encodes 66 amino acids. Lineage: Eukaryota; Fungi; Ascomycota; Sordariomycetes; Xylariales; Xylariaceae. The record is from RefSeq and is a predicted model, not a curated record.
AUGCCUGAAAAGCACCAGCAGACCGGCAAGGCCAAUGCCAACACCCAGCCGAACGCUGCGCGAGAGGCCGCAUCGUCCCGAGGAGUAGAUCAGUUUGCGGCCUUUCAGGCAAGCCCGGGCCCCGUCAUCCCUCAGAACAUGCCCGAGCAGGAGGGGACCAAGGAGGAGCGCCAGGCGAAGGCUAAGGAGCUGAACAAAUAA